Molecule: messenger RNA, 1823 nt
Organism: Trichobilharzia szidati
Lineage: Eukaryota; Metazoa; Platyhelminthes; Trematoda; Strigeidida; Schistosomatidae
Source: the annotation of a GenBank genome assembly
GUCAUAGGAGUAAGGGAAGCGUAAUAUAUUCAAAAUAGGGAAUACAAGUUUGAGAAAACUAUUUAAAUUUAUCCGCGCGUCAUUUGAAAAUUUACGACUGAUGGCAGCGGCUAGUUCGGGCGAAAGCUACUAUUGUCAUGUUUGUGAAACUGAAGUUGUUCCAAAUUUGCAGGAUUAUACAUGUUCAGCCUGUCAUUCUGGUUUCAUUGAGGUGGUUAGCCCAGGGAGUGGUUUGACAUCGGACCCCACGGAACUAGAAGCAUUUCAGAUUAUACGACAGCUAUGGGGUGGUCCUCUAGCGGAUAAUUUUGUACGGUAUCUUACAACGUCAAGAGAGGACGGAAGCUCUACAGACGAAGAAAUGUUGGAGCGAGAAACUAUAGUUAGGCGACCACGCCGUUCAGCGAGGAAUUCGAAUCAAAGGUCGACGCGUGUACAUGUGUAUACUCGCGACUCUGAUGCUCGUCACGUUAUGCCAGCUCGAAUUCAUCUGGAUCCUCCCUUCCGAAUACCAUUCCCUGCCAACCUAGGAUCAGUGGCUGGAGAGAUGCAAAAUUUUGUUUUCAACAGAGCUAUGUUUGAUCAAUUCAUCACUGUAUUAAUGAAUGAAUUACAAGUUGGCCCACCACCGGCUACUGAAUCAGCUAUUGCCGAUCUACCGGUGAAUGUAUUGACUGAAGAACAAGCAUUGAAACUGGGUGUCUGUUCUAUAUGCUUUGAUGAUUUCAAAGAAUCAGAAUCAACAAUCAAACUACCAUGCAGUCAUAUUUAUCAUCAAACAUGUGUUACAACAUGGUUAAAACAGCACGGAACUUGUCCAGUUUGUCGAAAAGAUUUAGCUGGACAUGAUACAUCACGUUUUGAAGAUCCACCUCCGAAUGUAAAUGGUUCAAGUUCUUCCAAUUCCUAGUCCCUCACCUCGUCGUCCUCCUCCCUCCUUGCCCCCCCCCAAGCCAAUCGUCUCUAUUUUAUUUCCUUUGUUUUUGAUUAUUCUUUUAUUUUAAAUCCUACCACACAUCACCAGUCUAUAAACUUGUUCUUACUUUUUUGUUUCUUUUCAGCACACACGUGCGUGUGUGUGUGUGUACGUGAAAUGACAGCAGCAACACACUUCUGAACAAUAUUCAGCCUAUAACAUUUGUCAGCACAGUGCUGUAUAGUUUAUUCGUCUCAUAUUCUUUCCCCCCUUUUUUUCUUAUCCUGUUCUGCUUUGUAGAGAGUAUGUCUCAGAGCAUGUAUGUCGUUUGGUGUGUGUAGAGAGAGAGAGACAGACAGAGAGGGAAGGAGUCAGUCCUUUCCUAAUUUAUCCUUGUCUUGCCUUUUCUAUGAACUUGACUUUCUUUUUCUUCAUCUUUUGUACUAGAGAUUUUUCUUGUUUUUUUAUCUAGAUUAUUCACAUCAUCUCAUUUGUGUGUGUGUGAGUGUGUGUUUUACUGGUUCACCAGCAACUUCAGAAUUGACAAAUCGAGUAAGAUUGUUUUCAUCAAUAUGACAUCAUCAAUUAUUAUUAUAAUUCUUCUUUCUUUUAAGUCUAUCUUUGUGAUUUGUUUACCUUCUUCCUUUUUAUUGUUAUAUUCCCCUAUUGUUGUUAAAAAUUAUAUACAUAUAUAUAUUAUAUAUAAACGUAUAUAUUCAGAUGCUUGUGAAUUGGAAGACCGAUUGAUUGCUGCGUUGAAAUGGGAGUAUAAACGAUAUAUAUAUAUAUAUAUAUAGCCUUACGUUCAGAACAGUGGUGUGUUCUUUGUUUAUUUCUACACUUGUAUUGUAGUCAUAUGUGUCAUUAUUCAAAAGAAACGAAAUAUUAUCUCUUUUAGAAAGACAAA